Messenger RNA from Triticum turgidum subsp. durum (durum wheat), 585 nucleotides. The record is from the annotation of a GenBank genome assembly. Lineage: Eukaryota; Viridiplantae; Streptophyta; Magnoliopsida; Poales; Poaceae.
AUGGCGCCGCCGGCCCUCAUUCUCGCCAGACGCGGCCGCCUCCACGCCAUAUCCGCCGGAAAUGGAUCCGUCCCGGCCAGAUCCGCCCGGAUCCGACCGGGCCCCGCCGUCGUCGCCACCAGAGCGCCACCCCGCUCAACCUGCAGCGCCACCUUCCACUGGCAGGCCUUGGAGAACCUCAUCUCUCUGAUUUCCUCUCAAUUUUUGCAGGAUGGGCAAGAACCAGAUACAGUAAUUACAUCUAAAGGGAUGGAUUUAGAGGAAGAUGCAGCAAGAAUUGAUCGAGUAAAAAAGCAACUUCGGCAUGCCAAUGGGACCUUUUCAGUGCUGUCAGGGGUGGCUGAGACCAUCAAGAACUUUGUCCUGAUCUACCAUGUUGACAUCACCAAGGUUCCUGACUUCAACACCAUGUACGAGCUGUACGACCCGUCAACGGUGAUGUUCUUCUUCCGCAACAAGCACAUCAUGAUUGAUCUUGGGACAAGAAACAACAACAAGAUCAACUGGGCAAUGAAAGACAAGGAAGAGUUUGUUGACAUCGUGGAGACUGUCUAUAGAGGAGCUCGUAAGGCCGUCGUCUGGUGA